GAAGAGGACUGAAGCAAAAGCUGCAGUGACUGCAGUGGACAGACGCGCGGUGAGAUCCCAGUAAGCGCUCACUGGUUCAUUUUUCCAGACGGAGUUUCAGUUUGAGAUGGAAAGGAAAACCAGAAUCUAGGCUUCGUCGGGAUUCUUGCCUUGUUUUCACUUGUGUGUCCAGUCCAGCAGAGCAGAGGCUCGGGUUCAUCAUGUUCCACCUGCUGACGGAUCAAACGGUGAAUGGCAGCUGUCAGGGAGCCUCCCCUGAGUGUAAAAAAAGCGCUGUUGGAGACGCGCUCCAGCUGCCCACUUUUUCCACAGCGGCCAAAGUCAGAGUGAUCAUCACAUUCACGCUGUGCGCAAUAUCAGCCGUGUGCAACUUGCUUGUGCUGUGGGCCGCCAGCAAAGGCGGGAAGCGCAAAUCCCACGUCAGGAUCCUCAUAAUGAACCUGACAGUGGCGGACCUACUGGUGACUUUUAUCGUGAUGCCCGUGGACGCAGUGUGGAACAUUACAGUGCAGUGGCAGGCGGGAGAUGCCGCCUGCAGGCUGCUGAUGUUCAUGAAACUGGUGGCAAUGUACUCCUGCGCGUUUGUAACUGUGGUCAUUAGUUUGGACAGACAGUCUGCCAUUCUCAAUCCUCUGGGUAUCAGCGAGGCCAAAAGAAAAAGCAAAAUCAUGUUAACUGUGGCGUGGACCAUGAGCGUGGUCCUCUCGCUCCCACAGAUGUUUAUAUUCCACAAUGUGACCAUCACAGUCCCGGAGAACUUCACUCAGUGCACCACUCACGGCAGUUUUGUCGAGCGCUGGCAGGAGACCCUCUACAACAUGUUCACAUUUGUGUGCCUCUUCCUCCUGCCUUUGGUCAUCAUGAUUUUUUGCUACACACAAAUCCUUGUUGAGAUUUCCAGCCGCAUGGCUCGGAGUAACAUGUUAUCAAAAGAUAUUCAUCUUCGUCGCUCACACAACAACAUUCCCAAAGCUCGGAUGAGGACUCUUAAGAUGAGUAUCGUCAUUGUGACUUCAUUUAUCAUUUGCUGGACCCCGUACUAUCUGCUUGGCCUGUGGUAUUGGUUGUUUCCAGAAAAAAUGGAGGAAACAGUGUCUCAUUCACUAACUCACAUGUUGUUUAUAUUUGGUCUCUUCAACGCGUGUCUAGACCCCAUCACGUAUGGCCUGUUUACAAUUCAUCUUCACCAGGGAAUGAGGAGAUGCCGCAGAAGUUCAAACACAGGGACUGAGUUAGAAAACAACACUUGCCUUAUGCAGAUGUCCUGUUUUUCAUCUCAGAGGCAGAUUAUUCCAGGGGGCCUCAGUAAGCAAACAGAGGAAGCAAAUGACAACAGCAGCACAAAAAAUGCCUCAAGCCCAAUUAUUUCAGUGAGCAAGAUAUAAUGGCUUUAAUAAUUACAAGAAGAAAAUUGGUUUCUCUUUCUCUAGAAGCAGUUGAGAUAUCCUUUAGUGAUAUCUUGCCAAAUCAUUUGCAUUAAAGCUGAAUACUUGUUUAUUCUGUUUAGUUUAUUCAUACUGUGGUCUCAGUAAUAUUUUGGAUACCACCAAAUGGUGCAGAUUUAUCAACGCAGACCCUUGUGGGGAAGCUUAACAUUUGAUUUAAUAAUAAAUCAACUUAAAGUUGCCAAAAGCGAACUAAAAAUGUCUUAAACCCUUAUGUUAGUGUACUCCCUGCAGCAGUGGCUUUUAAAAAGGAUAUAAAUGAUAAAAGAUAUAAUCUGAGACAGAUGCACAACACAGGUGCUGUUCUUUAGUGAGAGGAUCUUUAAUUUCUAAAGCACGUAAAAAAUAAUGCAUCAGGACAAACAGGAACCUCUAACCUGCUUUUAGAGGAAAACAACAAACAAUAACCAUAAACUUACCCAAGCAAUUUUGUGCUCUUGUGAUUGUUUUACUCGCUGUGGGCUCAGUUAUUUGCUCAGUUAUAAAGUCUUGCACCUCUGCAGGCAUUUCAUCAGCAACACACAGAUGAAUUUGGUCAUUUCAACGAUUUUUUACAAAAUAUAAAUGUG
Melanotaenia boesemani (Boeseman's rainbowfish) is the source of this 2014-nucleotide messenger RNA. It is a transcript of the gene gnrhr4, whose product is annotated as gonadotropin releasing hormone receptor 4. Gene Ontology annotation, molecular function: peptide binding; gonadotropin-releasing hormone receptor activity. Gene Ontology annotation, biological process: G protein-coupled receptor signaling pathway. The transcript has 4 exons. Gene Ontology annotation, cellular component: membrane. Lineage: Eukaryota; Metazoa; Chordata; Actinopteri; Atheriniformes; Melanotaeniidae. Bases 201 to 1385 code for a protein of 394 amino acids. The record is from RefSeq and is a predicted model, not a curated record.